AUGGAUUCAUUCGCCAUCACCGAGGGCAUCGACCGCCAGGAUGACCAGUCUGAACCCCAGAUCUCUAGCAAGCUGUCAGAGGAGACCAACAAGUUCCAGCGCGCCAUUGCCGCCUGGAGAGGCAUUGACUUGGCCAGUACCAUCGCGAAACUUGACACGACCGCCUCGGAGAUUGUCGAGCACCAGCGUGAUGCAUUGGUGCAGCGCAAGGACCUCGCCCAGAAAACCAAGGACUUCAAGAAACUAGAGGAUCAGGCAAAGCUGGGAGAGUACAAGGGACUUUUGAAGGCCUACCAGUCCUUCAUCGAUCUGUUGACCAAUCAAGGAAAAUCGUCCUCGUCUUCAUUCUUGCAACUCUACUCUUCUCUAUCGGAAGCCCCGGAUCCUUACCCUCUCCUUGAAGCCUCGGUCGACUCCCUUGUUCUAUCCGAGGACACCGUUCCAAAGUUGAGCUCUGAGCGUGAGCAAUUGCAGCAGUCUGUGGAUCGUCUCACCAAGCAACAAGAGGAGACCGAGAAGCGCCUGCAGGAAGAAUGCGCUGCGAGAAAGCAACUAGAAGAAAACCAGGAAACCAGGGCGAAGGAGAUUGAAGCAUCCUGGGAAGCAGUGUUGACGGAAAAGACGAACAACUGGGAUGCCAAAGAGAAGAGCCUAGAGGAGAAAGUGGAGAACCAGGACCGACUGCUGAAGGAGCUCAAGGCAAGCUAUGAGGUUUCCCAGCGCCUGGGCGAAGGCGACGACAAUGAAGGCUCCCGGAGUGGCGCCACUGCCGCUGAAUUUGAGUUCGUUUCGGCCGACUUGGAGAAGACAAGCUUGCGAUUGGCAGAUAUGGAGGCGCGCAACGAACAGCUGCGGCUAGAGUUGGCCCAGGCAGUGUCGCAUUCGCACCCGGAUCAACCGACUUCGUUCGAGGAUGACCCCGCAUACCUUCGUCUCCAGUCGGAGAACUCUUCCUUGCUCCGGAAACUGGAUGCCGCACGCUUCGACAAGGACUCUAACCAACACUCCUGGGAAGCCAAGCUACUUCAGUCGGAAAGAGCAUUCUCAAAGGCGGGAGCAGAGAGGGAUGAGUUGCGUUCACGAUUGGAGAAGGUUGCCGACUACGAUGAAAUUCGUCGGGAACUAGAGAUGAUCAAGUCGAUUGAGUUUACGACCGGAGAUGACGAUGAGGUAGAGGGCCCAAGUGAAGAUGCUGCGGCUGGCACGAACGAUGAUGCUGCGAAGAGCAAGGGGAAGAAUUCUCUGGAGCAACUCCUGCUGGCUCGAAACAAGAAGUUGACUGAUGAGCUCACUCUCUUGCGAGUGUCGCAUCGCGAUAUCCAGGGGCAGCUCGAGGCUCUUCGGAAUGAGGUUUCGACCACCAAAGCAGAACUUGACAAGUCUCGUAGCUUGUCGACAACGCUGGAAAAUGAUCUGCUCCGCGUGCAGGAAGAGGCAGCCAACACGUUCCCCUCGACAGCCAUGUCUGUGGCAGGUACUUAUGCCUCCAAGUACCCACACUCCUCUCGUCGGGGUGCAACAUCACCGACCUCGUCGAUCAUUUCUGGCUUUGACCAAAGUGCUGCAUCUGCAAAUACCAUGGAGGCUAUCCGCGCAGGGGAGGCUGUCGGAGGCGGAUCGGGUCUGCUGCCUAUGAUCCAAGCUCAGCGGGAUCGCUUCAAGAAGAAGAAUGCGGAGCUUGAGGAAGAGUUGUCGAAGACGUACAGCACUGUCAAAUCUCUCCGGCAGGAGGUCUCUUCACUCCAGAAGGACAACUUGGGUCUUUAUGAGAAGACCCGGUAUGUUUCGACCUAUAACCGCGGUCCCGGGUCUACAUCCGCAUCAUCCUAUGCGAAAGCACCCAGCUCGGCGUCGAUCUAUAAUGCGGAUACGCCAUCGGGGCUUUCCCUCGAUCGAUAUCAAUCCGCCUACGAGGCUCGGAUCUCACCCUUCGCUGCAUUCCGAGGUCGCGAGUCAACUCGUGCCUACAAGCGAAUGACUCUCCCCGAGCGGGUUGUGUUUUCCCUUACUCGCAUCAUCCUUGCGAACCGAACAAGUCGGAACUUGUUUGCGGGCUACUGUUUCGCCCUGCACCUCCUGCUUUUUAUCGUGCUUUACAUGAUGAGUACGAUGGAGAUCGAGAAGCAUAGCGCCAUGAGUGCUAUUGGCGGAGCUGCUGCAGCGGCAUACAACAACAGAGGGGGCAGUACGGGCAGUGGAAAUGGCCAAUUGCAGCAUGACGACUGGCAGCAAGAAGGCUUCAACCAUGCUAGCUGA
This is a messenger RNA of Penicillium alfredii, 2256 nucleotides long. Its product is annotated as CCAAT displacement transcription factor COY1. The transcript has 2 exons. NCBI's taxonomy places the organism in Eukaryota, Fungi, Ascomycota, Eurotiomycetes, Eurotiales, Aspergillaceae. Gene Ontology annotation, biological process: intra-Golgi vesicle-mediated transport. Gene Ontology annotation, cellular component: Golgi membrane. Bases 1 to 2256 code for a protein of 751 amino acids. The record is from RefSeq and is a predicted model, not a curated record.